Myotis lucifugus (little brown bat) is the source of this 1161-nucleotide messenger RNA. RefSeq names its product leucine rich single-pass membrane protein 1 (gene LSMEM1). The coding region runs from base 250 to 735 and encodes 161 amino acids. The record is from RefSeq and is a predicted model, not a curated record. The transcript is spliced from 4 exons. NCBI's taxonomy places the organism in Eukaryota, Metazoa, Chordata, Mammalia, Chiroptera, Vespertilionidae.
AGAGAGAAAGAGAGAGAGAGAGCGAGCUCAGAGCUCAGCCUUUGCAAAGGACGGUGGUGAGACAAGUGCUUCCAUUGCCUGCCCUGGUGGGUGUGCGGCCACACUCCUCCCCUCGCCGCCGCGGUAGCUCCCAGCAGCGCCCGCAGUCCUCCUGCCACCACUAGUUCCAAUGUCACCUUGGCCUGCCCCCUGCACUGCUGGGCAGAGGCCUGUGCUAGCCCGGCCGUGGCGGCAGCCUGCUCAGCUCGGAUGUUUGUCUCGGGGAGCGCGCCGGCCGCCCUGCUGGAGACGGGCCGGCCCCCAGGGUCACAGCGGCCAAAUAAGGACAUCAACUUCAGGACCAUGCACCGCACCCCCCGGGACUCGGGCUCCCGCAGCAUCCCCAUCCCCGAGGACAGGAAGCUGUAUGUCGUGGACUCCAUCAACGACCUGCACAGACUCAACUUCUGCCCCGAGGGGUCCCAGCAUCUGCUCACGCCGGAGGAGAAGACCCUGGAGGCCAGCACUCGCUCGGGCGAUGGGCGCUCCCGGCUGCUCUUCCUGGGGCUGGUCCUCGCGCUGAUGGUCAGCCUGGUGCUGGUCGCCUUGGUGACCUUCCUCAUCAUUCAGACCGGAAGCAAGAUGGACAACGUGUCGAGGAGACUGGCGGCUGAGGGGAGGGACAUAGAGGAGCUCAAGAAACUCAACCGCAUGAUCGUCAAGCGACUCAACCAACUGGAGUCGGCCCAGAACUAGAGACGAUCUUCCCAGCGCAGCUGCCGACCCCGGGCUUCCGCUCGGCGGGGCCUGUGCGGGGCCAGAAGCCGAGCCCAGCGCCCCUGCCGCCAGCCCACUCCCCGGGCAGAGAGCCCGCCCUGGGCCAGCCCUGCCGCCGGGAUGGGAACCACCGCAGGGCAAGGGGCCUGGGACCAGCAGCCACGGGACUCAUUUCACGGCCCAGUCCUUCCGCUUUAAAGGGGCGAGGGGGUGGCUGGCAUGAAGGACAACCCUGUGCCGAUUCUCUUACCAAGGUGCUUCGUCACCAGAGCGAGGCCACAGUCCCAGGAAGGUCCCGGUGCCUCCCACCUCUUUGUAAGCUCCCACGAUGAGGGAGGGCAUUCCUGUCCCAGGGAACUGGGUGGUGACAGAUCAUCUUUUUAAUAAAAGAGAUUCUGCUCAGGG